AUCUGCAUGCGAAACACAUGCACAACUGGUGCCUCAGAAAACAAGUGACCACUGGGCAAAGCAGGUGUGGGCUCUAGUCCCCGACCUGCUACUACUACUGUGGGACGACAGGCACGCCGGGUGGCCCUCACUGGCCUGCGGCUGGACGUGAUUGUUGCAGGCUCUGCACUGAUACUGACACAGCACUCCAGACAUCGUGAGCCAGGAAAGGCGUUUCCUACAGGAGCAAGGGCUCAGCCUUGCACCGACACACCGGCACACACGCUACCGAGACUCUGUAGUUUCUGGCACAUCUACACUUGGAAAAAAAAAAAGGCUGUUCCUGAACUCAGCUGGCCAGAGUUUGCGGUAGAACUUACGCCUCUGCCCCUGGACACCGGAGGUCCCCAGGCACCGGCAGUCUGAGAACUCGGCCGCCUCCGCAGACCUCCGGCCUCAGGGCACCUGCUGCAGGCGGCCCGCGCGCGCCACGGGCCGCAGCCCCGCCCACCCCAGCAGCAGCCCGCCGCGCCCGCCCGCGCCCCCCUGCCCCGGGGCUCCCCAGACGGCACGGGCCCGCUCUCGCUCCGGGUGCCGGAAGCGCGGCCCCGCGCGGGACUAUUUUCCGCGGACCCUCGGGCGGCGGGCGGAGGGAUCCCGCUCAGAGUCCGUGAGGCGCGCGGCACGUGCGGCCCGCGGCCCGGGCAGUGCGCCUGCGCGUCGCCGCCGCCGGCCGGUCCGCCCGAGCGCCCGCCGCCCGCGAGGGGAGCCCCGCCGCCGCGGCAGCCAUGGCGCAGGCCCUCCCCAUCCGCCUCCGGGAGCUCUUCCAGCUCCAAAACCUGGGAAUUAAUCCAGCCAACGUUGGGUUCAGCACACUGACCAUGGAAUCUGACAAGUUCAUAUGUGUCCGAGAGAAAGUUGGUGAGCAGGCUCAGGUAGUGGUGAUUGACAUGAGUGACCCAGCGGUACCAAUCAGAUGGCCUAUCUCUGCAGAAAGUGCCAUCAUGAAUCCAGCCUCUAAAGUGAUAGCUCUGAAAGCUGGGAAGAUGCUCCAAAUAUUUAAUAUUGAGAUAAAGAGUAAAAUAAAGUCUCAUACAAUGACAGAAGAGGUGAUCUUCUGGAAAUGGGUCUCUGGGAACACUGUUGCCCUGGUGACUGAAACCACAGUCUACCACUGGAGCAUGGAAGGUGACUCCCAGCCCGUGAAGAUGUUUGAGAGACAUGCCAGUCUGGCAGGGUGCCAGAUCAUCCACUACCGGACUGACCGAUAUCAGAAGUGGCUGCUGCUUGUUGGCAUCUCAGCUCAGCAAAACCGUGUGGUUGGGGCAAUGCAGCUCUACUCCGUGGACAGGAAGGUCUCCCAACCCAUAGUAGGCCACGCCGCUGCUUUUGCAGAGUUCCAGAGCGAGGGGAAUGCCAAGCCUGCCACCCUUUUCUGCUUCGCUGUACGCAGUCCUGCAGGGGGCAAGUUGCACAUAGUUGAAGUUGGACAGCCUGCAACAGGAAACCAGCCUUUUGUAAAGAAAGCUGUGGACGUGUUUUUCCCUCCCGAAGCUCAGACUGAUUUCCCUGUGGCUGUGCAGGUUGGAGCUAAACAUGGUGUUAUUUACUUGAUCACAAAGUAUGGCUGUCUUCAUAUGUAUGACCUGGAGUCUGGCGUGUGCAUCUACAUGAACCGUAUUAGUGCUGACACGAUCUUUGUAACUGCCCCACAUGAACCUACCUCUGGAAUUAUCGCUGUCAACAAAAAGGGGCAGGUGCUGUCCGUUUGUGUUGAGGAAGAUAACAUUGUGAAUUAUGCAGCCAACGUGCUUCAGAAUCCAGACCUUGGUCUGCGUUUGGCCAUCCGUAGUAACCUGGCUGGGGCAGAGGAGUUACUUGUGAGGAAGUUCCAUGGCCUCUUUGCACAGGGGAGCUAUGCUGAAGCCGCCAAAGUGGCAGCGACUGCACCAAAGGGCAUCCUGCGCACCAGUGACACAGUUCGGAAAUUCCAAAGUAUUCCCAGCCCCCCUGGGCAGGCUUCUCCUUUGCUCCAGUACUUCGGAAUCUUACUUGACCAGGGUCAGCUCAAUAAACUUGAAUCCCUAGAACUUUGCCGACUGGUUCUUCAGCAGGGACGCAAGCAGCUCUUAGAAAAGUGGCUGAAAGAAGAUAAGCUGGAGUGUUCAGAAGAACUUGGAGAUUUGAUCAAAACCACUGACCCUACACUCGCUCUGAGUGUGUACCUUCGGGCAAAUGUGCCAAGCAAAGUUAUCCAGUGUUUUGCAGAAACAGGCCAAUUCCAGAAAAUUGUGCUGUAUGCCAAAAAGGUCGGCUACGCCCCAGACUGGAUCCUCUUGCUCAGGAGUGUGAUGAGGGUCAGUCCAGAACAGGGCUUGCAGUUUUCUCAAAUGCUAGUGCAGGGUGAGGAGCCACUGGCCAACAUUGACCAGAUUAUAGACAUUUUCAUGGAAAGCAGUUUAAUUCAGCAGUGUACUUCCUUCUUGUUGGAUGCCUUGAAAAAUAACCGCCCAGCCGAGGGGCACCUCCAGACUCGCCUGUUGGAGAUAAACCUGAUUCACGUACCCCAGGUCGCAGAUGCCAUCCUGGGAAACCAGAUGUUCACUCAUUACGACCGGGCGCACAUAGCUCAGCUCUGUGAGAAGGCGGGCCUGCUGCAGCGGGCUCUGGAGCACUACAGUGACCUCUACCACAUCAAGAGGGCUGUGAUCCACACUCACCUCCUCAAUCCUGAGUGGCUCGUCGACUUCCUUGGCUCCUUGUUAGUGGACGAUUCUUUGGCGUGUCUGCACGCUCUGCUGUCUGCCAGCGUCAGACAGAACCUUCGGCUGUGUGUGCAGGUGGCCUGCAAGUACCAUGAGCGGCUGGGCACGCAGUCCCUGGUGCAGCUCUUCGAAUCCUUCAGGAGUUAUGAAGGCCUCUUCUACUUCCUGGGCUCAAUUGUGAACUUUAGCCAAGAUCCAGACGUGCACUUGAAAUACAUUCAGGCUGCCUGUAAGACAGGGCAGAUCAAGGAAGUCGAGAGGAUAUGCCGGGAGAGUAAUUGCUAUGACCCAGAGCGGGUGAAGAACUUCCUGAAGGAGGCCAAGCUCACAGACCAGCUUCCCCUCAUCAUUGUGUGUGAUCGGUUUGACUUUGUCCACGAUCUCGUCCUGUACUUAUACCACAGCAGCCUGCAGAAGUACAUCGAGAUCUACGUUCAGAAGGUCAACCCUAGUCGGAUCCCAGCUGUGGUUGGAGGGCUGCUUGACGUGGAUUGUUCUGAGGAAGUAAUCAGAAACCUGAUCAUGGGGGUGAGAGGACACUUCUCUACCGAGGAGCUGGUGGCUGAAGUAGAAAAAAGGAACAGGCUGAAGCUGCUGCUUCCCUGGCUGGAGUCCCGGAGUCGCGAAGGCUGUGAAGAGCCCGCCACGCACAACGCCCUCGCCAGGAUCUACAUCGACAGUUGCAGCAGCCCAGAGCACUUCCUGAGAGAGAACCCCUACUACGACAGCCGCGUGGUGGGCCGCUACUGCGAGAGGCGGGACCCCCGUCUGGCCUGCGCUGCCUAUGAGCGGGGGCAGUGUGACCUUGAGCUCAUCAAGGUUUGCAAUGAGAAUUCUAUGUUCAAAACUGAGGCCUGCUACCUGGUGCACAGGAAGGAUCCGGAGCUCUGGGCCCAUGUCCUCGAGGAGACCAACCCCUGCAGGAGACAGCUGAUUGACCAGGUGGUACAAACGGCAUUGGCAGAAACACAGGAUCCUGAAGAGAUCUCAGUCACUGUCAAGGCCUUCAUGACAGCUGACCUGCCCAACGAACUAAUUAAGCUGCUAGAGAAGAUUAUUCUGGAUAGCUCUGUCUUCAGCGAGCACAGGAAUCUCCAGAAUCUGCUGAUCCUGACUGCCAUGAAGGUGGACCACACCCGGGUCAUGGAGUACAUCAGCCGCCUGGACAACUAUGAUGCCCCAGACGUCGCAGACAUCGCCAUCAGCAAUGCACUGUAUGAGGAGGCCUUCACCAUCUUCUGCAAGUUCGCUGUAAACGCCUCAGCAGUCCGGGUCCUGAUUGAGCACAUUGGAAACCUAGACCGAGCGUACGAGUUUGCAGAGAGGUGCGGUGAGCCUGCUGUGUGGAGCCAGCUGGCCUACGCCCAGCUCCAGAAAGACCUGGUGAAGGAAGCCAUCGACUCCUACGUUAGGGCUGACGACGCUUCCUCUUAUCUGGAGGUUGUUCAGGCAGCCAGCAGAAGCAACAAUUGGGAGGAUCUGAUUAAAUUCCUGCAGAUGGCCAGAAAAAAGGGCCACGAAUCCUAUAUAGAGACUGAACUUAUUUUUGCCUUUGCUAAAACCAGCCGUCUGUCUGAGCUGGAAGAUUGUAUUAAUGGACCCAACAGUGCCCACAUCCAGCAGGUUGGAGACCGCUGUUACAAGGAGGGGAUGUAUGGGGCCGCCAAGCUGCUGUUCAGCAGUGUCUCUAACUUCGCCUGCCUGGCUUCCACCCUGGCCCACCUCAGGGAGUACCAGGCCGCUGUGGACAGCAGCCAGAAGGCCAACAGCACGCGCACGUGGAAGGAGGUGUGCUUGGCCUGCGUGGAUGGGCAGGAGUUCCGCCUGGCACAGCUGUGUGGUCUUCACAUUGUUAUUCAUGCAGACGAGCUGCAGGAGCUGAUCAGCUAUUACCAGGAUCGAGGCUACUUUGAAGAGCUGAUCUCCCUGCUGGAAGCAGCCCUGGGCCUGGAGCGGGCCCAUGUGGGCAUGUUCACGGAGCUGGCCGUCCUCUACUCCAGAUUCAAGCCUCAGAAGAUGUCCGAGCACCUGGAGCUCUUCUGGUCUCGUCUCAACAUCCCAAAGGUGCUGAGAGCCGCAGAGCAGGCGCACCUCUGGGCGGAGCUGGUGUUCCUCCAGGACAAGUACGAGGAGUACGACAGUGCCCUCCUUACCAUGAUCAGUCACCCCACUGAUGCCUGGAGGGAAGGGCAGUUCAAGGACGUCAUUGCCAAGGUCGCCAAUGUGGAGCUCUACUACAAAGCCCUGCAGUUCUAUUUGGAUUACAAACCGCUGCUCAUCAAUGACCUGCUGCUCGUGCUGGCACCCUGGCUGGACCACAGCCGGACCAUCAGCUUCUUCUCAAAGGCAGGGCAGUUGCCCCUAGUGAGGCCUUAUCUGCGGUCAGUCCAGAGCCACAACAACAAGAGUGUGAACGAAGCACUCAACCACCUGCUGACAGAAGAGGAAGACUACCAGGGUUUGAGAGCAUCUGUUGAUGCCUACAACAACUUUGACAACAUCGCCCUGGCGCAGAGGUUGGAGAAGCACCAACUGAUCGAGUUCCGGCGCAUUGCCGCUUACCUGUACGAGCGCAGCAGCCGGUGGGCCCAGAGCGUGGAGCUGUGCAAGAAGGACCGGCUCUACAAGGACGCCAUGCGGCUUGCUGCGGCAUCCGGGGACGCUGCGCUGGCUGAGAAGCUGCUGCGGUGGUUCCUGGAGGAGGGCAAGCAGGAGUGCUUCGCAGCCUUUCUCCUCACCUGCUACGACCUGCUUUCCCCGGACCUGGUGCUGGAGCUGGCCUGGAGACACGGCCUUGUGGGCCUGGCCAUGCCCUACUUCAUCCAGGUGAUGAAGGAGUACCUGAGCAAGGUGGACAGACUGGAUGCCUCAGAGAGUCUGCGCAAACAGGAGGAGCAUGUAGUGGAAGCCGCCCCUCUCCUGUUUGGUCAGCAGCUGAUGCUGACAGCAGGCCCAGGCCCAGCCCCUGCCCCUACUGGCUUCCCCUAUGGAUAUGAAGCUGCUCCUGCCUUCACCCAGCCUCCUGUGUCCGGCUUCAGCAUGUAGUGGGUGCUCAGUGGCAACACCCCCUCUACUGGGUUAUUACCCUCCUCAGGGGGCGUGUCAGCCCAGAAGCACAGAGGACCCUGAUGGCAGGCAGGGACACCUGGACAUUAUUUUUGCCGAGGCCCAGCGAUGGCAGCCUCUGAGCCAGCCCUGAGCCUGAGGCCAGGGUAGCCACUGACUGGGAGAAGACUGGUUCCAGCCCUCACGCAGGGAAGUUGACUCGGAGCCAGACAUUCCUGGGGAGUUCUUGUCUGCAAGAUUCCCUGGUCCUGUGGGGGAAGGGCACCCUCUCCACAUUCUGCACCGGUGGAGCCGCCCCCUCCAGGCUACUUGCAGACACAACUGAACAGACCUUAUAACCUGGCCCAGAGCCUCCUGCCGAUCAUGAAUAUUAAAGUUGGUUUAUCAAGGCAAAGUUUCCCUGCUUGGUGCUGGUGUGCGAAGGAGGGGACGUAGGAUUUUCCAGGACCUCUUGCGGGGUGGGGGACCUGCGGCUGCCUUCGGGUUCUUCCCCGACGAUGCGCCCUACGUGGAGCUUUAAAUCCCGUGGCAGCUGUGGUAGCCACGUGGCCAUUCGCGUGUUGAAAGGCCAAACCCUCAAACUUCAGGGAGGUAGCUAGCCCCACGUGUUUCGGGGAAGGGUCCUUUCUCCACCCGUGAUUGCCAAGGGUCCUGUCGCUCCUGACUGACACAGAGACCGUGGAACCCGCUCCUUCCCGCACCCAGCUCCGCCAGAUACCGAGGCAAGUUAUAGAAACUGCACCUUGACCCACCUCUCUAGGCCCGGGCGCAACGCCGCCUCCCGAGGACCCGGGCUCGGCCAUUGGCUGGGCUGUCGUCCCGCCCCUGCGCCUGCCUCCGGACGCCCCGCCCGGCCUCAGUUUCCCGGCCGGCGAGGGGCG
Molecule: messenger RNA, 6691 nt
Organism: Manis pentadactyla (Chinese pangolin)
Lineage: Eukaryota; Metazoa; Chordata; Mammalia; Pholidota; Manidae
Gene: CLTCL1
Product: clathrin heavy chain like 1
Exons: 32
Coding region: 768-5789 (1673 amino acids)
Biological process (GO): intracellular protein transport; receptor-mediated endocytosis
Cellular component (GO): clathrin complex; clathrin coat of coated pit; clathrin coat of trans-Golgi network vesicle
Molecular function (GO): structural molecule activity; clathrin light chain binding
Source: RefSeq, a predicted model, not a curated record